Messenger RNA from Ceraceosorus bombacis, 160 nucleotides. Lineage: Eukaryota; Fungi; Basidiomycota; Exobasidiomycetes; Ceraceosorales; Ceraceosoraceae. The record is from the annotation of a GenBank genome assembly.
AUGAAUUUCAGAUCGCGCGCGCGUCUGAUCACGACUGGCGCGUGGACAGAAGAUUUGGGAAGACGCUCUGCCCAACCUGUUGCGGAUGUCAUGCAGAGGGAUGAUGUGGUUCUCAUUGAAGAUGCGAGCGUGCAUGUGAUGCGUACACGAAGGCGUCUGA